AUGACUCUGCAGAGAGGUAACGACUUGAUAGGCCGAGACGUCCUUCUAACACAGACUCAACAGGCAGCCAGGUCAUCGGUGCCCCCAUUCUCGGUGAAUACCGCUACUUCUUCAAUCGACCUCCCUGAGCUUUAUAUCCCGAGCCUUCUUGAUGUCGCCGUUAGGGAAUACAGUGCCUGGCAGCAGUCACGUUUGAGUGAUGAGACGUUGAAGGCCGAGGUCAGAAAAGCGUGCGAUAUAGCUCUAGAUUAUGGACUAGACUUGGUGUAG
Penicillium samsonianum is the source of this 270-nucleotide messenger RNA. RefSeq lists its product as uncharacterized. Bases 1 to 270 code for a protein of 89 amino acids. The record is from RefSeq and is a predicted model, not a curated record. The transcript has 2 exons. NCBI's taxonomy places the organism in Eukaryota, Fungi, Ascomycota, Eurotiomycetes, Eurotiales, Aspergillaceae.